AUGUCCUCUGUCGCCGCUAACCGCGUCUCGGUUAUCAUGAACCACCUCUCGAGCAGUGCCUCCCAUCCCGCCGGUCUCUUGGCCGGUCAGGUCGCCAUCGUCACCGGUGCUGGCCAGGGUAUCGGUGGUGCCACUGCUCUGCUCUUCGCCAAGGAGGGUGCCUCCGUCGUUGUCAGCGAUCUCGAUGAUGUCAAGGGCAAGGAUAUUGCCAAGCAGAUCACCGAUGCCGGUGGAAAGGCCAUCGCCGUCUCUGGCGAUGUCACCGACUUGGCCUUCCCUGAGCGUCUCAUUGAGGAGACCAUCAAGGCUUUCGGCAAGAUCAACAUUCUCGUCAACAACGCCGGCUUCACCUUUGACGGUAUGCUCCACAAGACGACCGAUAAGCAGUUCCAGUUGAUGCUCGAGGUCCACAACGCCGCUCCUUUCCGCAUCAUCCGCGCUGCUGCCAAGUACAUGCGCGUCAAGGAUGGCGAGCCCCGCUCCAUCGUCAACGUGUCCUCGACCUCUGGUCUCCACGGAAACGUCGGCCAGGCCAACUACGCGACUGCCAAGGCCGGUAUCAUUGGUCUGACCAAGACUGUGGCCAAGGAGUGGGGUCCCCUCGGAGUCCGCUGCAACACUGUGGCCUUUGGUUAUGUCGACACCCGUUUGACCCGUGCGAAGGAGAACGGCGAGACGAUGGUUGUGAAUGGACAGAAGAUCGCUCUUGGAAUCCCCAUGGGCGCCAAGAAGGAGGCUCCUCCUCCAGCUGUUGUCUUUGCUGACACGCCCUUGAAGCGCGCUGGUCAGGUCGAGGAGGCAGCUGGCUCGGUCUUGUUGCUGUGCAGUCCUUUUGCUUCCUACAUUACUGGACACACCCUCGAGGUCACUGGUGGCAAGGGCAUCUAA
Messenger RNA from Gamsiella multidivaricata, 888 nucleotides. RefSeq lists its product as uncharacterized. Gene Ontology annotation, molecular function: oxidoreductase activity, acting on the CH-OH group of donors, NAD or NADP as acceptor. Bases 1 to 888 code for a protein of 295 amino acids. The transcript has 5 exons. The record is from RefSeq and is a predicted model, not a curated record. Lineage: Eukaryota; Fungi; Mortierellomycota; Mortierellomycetes; Mortierellales; Mortierellaceae.